Molecule: messenger RNA, 2014 nt
Organism: Nymphaea colorata (pocket water lily)
Lineage: Eukaryota; Viridiplantae; Streptophyta; Magnoliopsida; Nymphaeales; Nymphaeaceae
Product: glycine-rich cell wall structural protein-like
Exons: 1
Coding region: 11-1849 (612 amino acids)
Source: RefSeq, a predicted model, not a curated record
CAGGUCUCUCAUGGCGGGAGAGGUGGUGAGAAAGGUAGGCAUUUUGCGGUGGCUGCUGUGCCUCAGCCUUCUUUCGAGUGGCGCUGUGGGGAGAGUGUGGAAGGGCGAUGAGCAGUAUAAGGAUGAGGACUUCUUUUUCUUUGGUAAAGGGGCAGGAAUUGGGUUCGGGGAGGGAGUGGGGUUUGGUGGUGGCAAAGGAGGGUUCGUUUUCGGUAAAGGAGGAGGGAUUGGAGCAGGGGGAGGAGUUGUAGGAGGCAUUGGUGGUGGAUUUGGAGGUGGUGCUGGUGCUGGUGGUGGAGUCAUUGGAGUGUUUGGUGGGGGUCAAGGUGGCGGAUUGGGUGGUGGUGUAGGUGGUGGUGUCGGCGGUGGGCAUGGUGGUGGUGUAGGUGGUGUUGGUGGAGGCAUUGGUGGAGGUCAUGGUGGCGGUGUUGGUGUUGGACAUGGUGAGGGUGGAGGCGUUGGCUACGGGCAUGGUGGUGGCCCUGGUGGAGGAUAUGGUGGUGGUGUAGGUGGAGGCCAUGGUGGUGGCCCUGGUGGAGGUGUAGGUGGAGGCCAUGGUGGUGGCCCUGGUGGAGGAUAUGGUGGUGGUGUAGGUGGAGGCCAUGGUGGUGGCCCUGGUGGAGGAUAUGGUGGUGGUGUAGGUGGAGGCCAUGGUGGUGGCCCUGGUGGAGGAUAUGGUGGUGGUGUAGGUGGAGGCCAUGGUGGUGGCCCUGGUGGAGGAUAUGGUGGUGGUGUAGGUGGAGGCCAUGGUGGUAACCCUCGUGGAGGAUAUGGUGGUGGUGUAGGUGGAGGCCAUGGUGGUAGCCCUGGUGGAGGCAUUGGCUACGGGCAUGAUGGUGGAGGCCAUGGUGGUGGAGGUCACGCUGGUGGUGUAAGUGGUGGUAUUGGUGGCCUCCAUGGUGGUGCUGUUGGAGGCCAUGGCCAUGGUGGUGGUGGUAUUGGGGGAGGCCAUGGUGGUAGUGUUGGUGGAGGCCAUGGUGGUGGUGGUGGUAUUGGGGGAGGCCAUGGUGGUAGUGUUGGUGGAGGCCAUGGUGGUGGUGUAGGUGGUAGUAUUGGUGGAGGGCAUGGUAGUGGUGUAGGUGGUAUUGUUGGUGGAGUCCAUGGAGGUAGUGCAGGAGGUGGCGUUGGUGGAAGUCACGGUGGUGGUGUAGGAGGUGGAAUUGGUGGUGGUGCAGGUGGAGGUCACGGUGGCGGUGUAGGAGGUGGAAUUGGUGGUGGUGCAGGUGGAGGUCACGGUGGCGGUGUAGGAGGUGGUGAAGGUGGAGGUCACGGUGGCAGUGUAGGAGGUGGAGUUGGUGGUGGUGCAGGUGUUGGCGGAGGCCAUGGUGGUGGCGUUGUUGGCGGUGUCGGUGGUGGGGCUGGAGGAGGUGCUGGCGGUGCCAUCGGUGGUGGGGUUGGUGGAGGUUUCGGUAAGGGCGGUGUAAUUGGUGGAGGUUUUGGCACAGGUGGUGGAAUAAUUGGUGGUGUGAUUGGUGGAAUUGGUGGUGGAGUUGGCGGCAUAGGUGGUGGCUUCGGCAAAGGAGGAGGACUAGGUGGUGGAAUUGGUGGGAUAGGUGGUGACAUCGGUAAUGGUGGAGGACUCGGUGGUGGCGGCUUUGGCAAAGGUGGAGGUUUCGGUGGCGGAAUUGGCGGAAUAGGUGGUGGCUUUGGCAAAGGUGGAGGAUUUGGUGGUGGAAUUGGUGGACUUGGUGGACUUGGUGGAGAAUUCGGAAAUGGUGGAGGAUUUGGAUUUGCUGGAGGAAAAGGCCUAGGAUUUGGUGGCAUUGGAGGCAUUGGUGGUGGAUUUGGCGGACUUGGUGGAGGUGCCGGUGGUGGCAUUAUCGGAGGCCAUGGGAUUGUGAUUCCCUAGAUCGCACGACUCAUCUGCAUGGCUGCAUGGUUCUCCCACGUUUUCUUGCAUAGUAAAGAAGUCUCGUCUGCGUUCGUGAUUAUUCGUGUUCAAUUUGCUUAAACUUUCGAUGUGAAUUUGUUGUGUUUCAAUAUUGUCUAAAUGAACUUUGCUACAUUCUAUCUC